UGCAUUGUGUUUAGAUAUAUCGAUAUUUGGUGGACUAGAUUACACAAGCGGCCAAUUCGUUCUUUAUUUAUUAAUUAAAAAUAAUAAUCCCCUUAUAAAAUGCCAUUUAUGAAAGGAAGAGAGCCUUUACGACGCACAUUAAAAUAUUUAAAUGCUGGCAAAUUAGUUCUAAAGGAAAGGGUGCGUAUAUUCAGCGUUAGUUACAAUACAUAUGGUAAUCACCAUGCGGGUGCCAGGGAUUUCGUGUUUUGGAACGUUCCACAGAUUCAAUUCAGAAAUCCAGAUGUGCAGGUCGUCACUCUUAAGAAUAUGACACCGUCGCCCUUUGUACGCUGUUUCUUUGAGGAUGGACGGGACAUGAUGAUCGAUAUUGAUUCUAAAAGUCAAGAGGAAAUCAUUGAACAUCUUGUCAACGUUGUUGGAAAAACUCGUGAGGAACUUGUCGCCGAGGCGCGUUUGGCAGAGAGCAAAGACAACCCGGCCAAUUUUGGAUACAGUUGCGAACGCCACUGCAUAUGUGAAAUCGCCGGUCAAGUGUACUGCCCUGGAACAGAGCCACUACCAAAGGAAAUGCGUGGAAAAUUUAAAUUUGCGCAAAAAUAAAAUAAUAAUUUCGUUAUAUCUUAA
This is a messenger RNA of Drosophila mojavensis, 627 nucleotides long. RefSeq names its product probable 28S ribosomal protein S25, mitochondrial (gene mRpS25). The transcript has 3 exons. The coding region runs from base 100 to 603 and encodes 167 amino acids. Gene Ontology annotation, molecular function: structural constituent of ribosome. The record is from RefSeq and is a predicted model, not a curated record. Gene Ontology annotation, cellular component: mitochondrion. Lineage: Eukaryota; Metazoa; Arthropoda; Insecta; Diptera; Drosophilidae.